GAGAUGACUGUUGGUUGAAGAACGUAAAUUCACUGGCGUAAACAGGCCUCUGUGGGAAACCUGGAUUCACAACUAAUUUAGUGCAAAAACACAGAAAGUCAUGAUGGAUGGAGUAUCUACACAUUGUUGUGUGGUGAUAAAAGAUUUUUAAAAACCUGGAUACCUGAAAACAGAAAUGACUAAGAAUGACAGCGUAAGCGUUUUAAACGUAAUUUCUCAGAAGAUACAGAGUGAGAAGAAACCAAUUGGAUUUCUGGGUCUCUCCGAGCCAAAAUAUGGCCUCCGUGAGGAACUCCAUGUCCGAGGACCCCCUACUUGGCAAUGGUCCUGACGAGGACGACUCAGAGGUGUCUUGUUCAGGGAGUGACUCGGACUCCGGAAGUGUUCUGUCAGAUGACUCAGUGCUUCCGGUCUACAAGCAGGAAUGUGGUUCACGGAGCACCGCCAAAACGCUGUAUGAGGCAUGCGCUCAGAACAAUCCCUUGGCGCUCCAGAAGGUUCUGGAGAAAGGGGUAACUAAAGAGGAGGUCAUGGAGGUGGACCACAAUGGCUGGACCGGUUUGAUGGUGGCGUGCUAUAAAGGUUUUUUGGAAAUUGUGCAAUCUCUAUACCACUGCCCCUACCUUGACAUAAAUCACCAGGACAACGAUGGUAACACAGCACUGAUGAUUGCUGCACAAGCAGGUCACACCAUGACUGUGACCUACAUCCUGAACUACUACCCCGGGGCAGACACAGAGAUCCGGGACUGCCGUGGCUUCACUGCCCUUAUCAAAGCUGCCAUGCAGGGCCGAGACGAUGUAGUAUCUUCCCUCGUUAUGGCCGGUGCCGACCAAAAUGCUACAGACACCACAAAGCUGAAGUGUGCACGUGACUGGGCACUAAAGACGGGCCGAUAUGAGACCUUAAACCGCCUCCGUCGCCUCAAUCUGCGACCAAGGGCUGAGCAGUUUACAGAGAGCUACGUCCCUGAGUGGCCAGCGCUGAAGGAACUGGUGGCCCAGACCACAGUCAACAAGAGCCCUGGCCAGAGGAUCACCCAGCGCAUCAAGUCCACCUUUGGCUUCAGCUUCCCCCGAGACCCCCAGGACAACGGGGUCUUGGACCACAUGGUGCGUAUCACCACCAGUGUCCACAGCCCUCUGGUGGCCACUGGCUGUCGGCCGCUAUGCCCCACUAGCCCCCCUGAGGUGGGGAAGAGGCGCCUGGCUGUGCCUGAGCUGGUGAAAAAGCACUCAGGGAAGAGGCUGCAGGAGGGCUCUGUGUGCCACAGCAGUGGUUCCGUCUCCUGCAUCCACUCAGCCAGGACCACGGCCACGUCCUGCUGUGCAGACACUGAUCGCCGGGGUAGCGUCAUCUCUAUAGCAUCCACUGGGGUGCGCACUUUCAUCCCGAGGAGCAUGGUGCAUAGGAACAGUGUGUUCCCCUCCGGCUGCAUACCCAAGAUCCAGAUAGUAAAGUCUGGAGAGCCCACGCCCAAGAAGGAAAAGAAAAGGAAGCGGCACAAGGGUUACCUGGAGCCGCCUGUAUGGAAAUACAAGGCAGAGAAGCAGGAGAAAAAAAAAGAGAAGAAGGCAGCAGAGAAAGAAAGAGAGAAAGCCAAAAAGGAAAAAAAAGAGAAGAAAGACAAUUAGUGGAAUUGAAAUGUCUAGGUCCGCCAACUUAUUUCAAUGCCACACAUUUCUAAUAUACUCCUCCUUCUGUACACACCUUGGAGGAUCAACACAAUACUAUCCAAGGUCUUUUGAGUUUGAUACAAUCCUUGGCAUCAAGAGUAAAAUCUGUUUUUUGAAUAAGUCAGAAUAAACUGAUUACAAAUAAUUUUUAUUUGCCUUUAGAAGCUUUCAAAGGUGUAAAGAGAAAGUCUUCCUAUAGUGCCAUCCUAGAUGGAAAGUUGUCUUUACAUAAAGGCCUACUGUAUAGAAUGCAUGAAUUGGAGGAAAGAAUAGGCUGUCAUUUUCGGUACGCUUUCAAUGGAGUACUGCAGAUUUAAGAAGUCAGAAUUGCAGACAGACUUAAAAAGGCCUACAACACAGUUAAAUAAGAAGUUUUACAUUCAACAUCACAAUGAACCAAUGCACAUAACCACAUGAACCAAGGAAUUGCUUGCAAAAAAUAAGAUCAGUGUCCUGGAAUAGCCCCGUCACAGGCUGGAACUCAAUCCAGUAGAAAAUCUGCUAAAGAGGCAACCCCUCAUAUUGUGACUGACCUUAAGCUUUUCUGCAAAGAAGAGUGUGAUAAAAUCCAGGUUUUUGAGUAUACAUUUAGUUGAGCACACUUAGACAACCAAAGCAUUGACCGAUUUUAACUUGCAUCAUUUUUUUCCAGAAACAUUAUCUACUUGUUUUUCACUUUUGGUUGGUUACAAGAUUACAUGAUUUAUCUUGAUUCUAGUCUUUGCACAAUUACAACGUUGUGUAGACAUUAAUAUCUGCUGUAUUUCUGAAUGCUUAUUUAGAAACUUUUCACUGUUUUUUUCCCACCGCUACACUAAUGAGUUGGUUGUUCAGUUAGACAUAUUGAUGACAUAAAUGUAUUUUGUUUAUUGGUCACUUUAUUAGGUCUAUAUUAAGUAAGACGCCUGUUUUAUUACAUACUUACAGAUAUGUUUUGUACGUAGACAAGGCACAUGAAAUAAUUGAUGAAUUGAUUAGAAUCUCAAUAAUAAUCCUCAUAUGCCCAGAAAUAAACCGAUCUGCCUCAUUACGGAAGCCCAUUCCUUUUGCAAUACAAACUUAUUUUUUUAUGUAAUGUAUUAUAAAACUAUUGAACAUAUUUAUGGAGCAUUAAAGAGAUUGCCCAAAAAUAAACCUACCUUACCCAAUGCAAUUA
Molecule: messenger RNA, 2832 nt
Organism: Esox lucius (northern pike)
Lineage: Eukaryota; Metazoa; Chordata; Actinopteri; Esociformes; Esocidae
Gene: ankrd33ab
Product: ankyrin repeat domain 33Ab
Exons: 5
Coding region: 276-1634 (452 amino acids)
Molecular function (GO): protein binding
Source: RefSeq, a predicted model, not a curated record